AUGCUACAAUCUAUAGUGAGAACUCCUAGAGUUCUUCGUGCUUCAAAUGCAUUAAAACUUUCUGUUCGCUGUGUUAGCACGGACCAGUUCUCUGAUAAUUUGCAGAGGAUGUACUCCCAUUUGAAGGCUGACGAACGAUUGGAAGAUGGAUCUCCAGACUACGUGCGUUUAAUUUUAAGGUCUUCUGUUUAUGAAGUCAUUGAAGAGACCCCCAUUUCACGUGCGGUGUCAUUGUCCUCUAGACUAAACACUAACGUUAAAUUGAAAAGAGAGGAUUUGUUGCCAGUGUUUUCCUUCAAGCUGCGUGGUGCUUAUAACAUGAUUGCCAAGCUAGACGAAACACAGAAGAAUGCUGGUGUUAUUGCGUGCUCUGCUGGUAAUCACGCACAAGGUGUUGCCUUUUCAAGUAAUCAUAUGAACAUUCCAGCUACCAUUGUGAUGCCUGUUUCAACACCAUCAAUCAAAUAUCAAAACGUGUCGAGAUUAGGUGCCCAAGUGGUUCUAUACGGUGACGACUUCGAUGAAGCCAAAUUGGAAUGUGCGAGGUUAGCUGAAGAACGUGGUAUGACAGAUAUUCCACCAUUUGAUCAUCCUUACGUUAUCGCUGGUCAAGGUACUAUUGCCAUGGAGAUUCUAAGACAAGUACAAAAUGGGUCUAACAUCGGAGCAGUGUUCUGUGCCGUAGGUGGUGGUGGUUUGAUUUCAGGUAUUGGUUCAUACUUGAAGAGAAUCGCACCUCAUAUCAAGGUUAUUGGUGUGGAAACUUACGAUGCCGCUACGUUAGAUGUUUCAUUAAAGAACGGUAAACGUACCCCAUUGCCAAGUGUUGGAACGUUCGCUGAUGGUACCUCUGUGAGGUUAAUCGGUGAAGAAACAUUCCGUGUUUGUCAAGACGUAGUCGAUGAAGUUAUCUUGGUGAACACCGAUGAAAUCUGUGCUGCCGUUAAAGAUGUGUUUGAGGACACAAGAUCAAUUGUCGAACCAAGUGGUGCUCUUGCUGUUGCCGGUUUGAAAAAAUAUGUCUCUCAACUACACCCUGAAAUAGACCAUUCUAAGAAGACAUACGUUCCAAUUCUUUCCGGUGCCAACAUGAAUUUCGACCGUUUAAGAUUCGUCUCAGAACGUGCUGUAUUGGGUGAAGGUAAAGAAGUGUUUAUGUUGGUCACCAUUCCAGAUACUCCAGGUUCUUUCAAGAAGCUACAGAAUGUGAUCCAUCCAAGAGCUGUCACUGAAUUCUCAUACCGUUAUAACGAGCAUUGUCACGAAAAUGACUCCGAUGUACCAACCGCUUGUAUCUACACAUCUUUUAACGUCGUUGACCGUGAAAAGGAAAUCAAGCAAGUGGUUCAACAAUUGCAUGCUUUAGGUUUCGAAGCCGUAGAUAUCUCUGACAACGAAAUGGCCAAGUCUCACGGUAGAUAUUUGGUCGGUGGUGCUUCUAAAAUUGAAAAUGAGAAAGUCAUUGCAUUCGAAUUCCCAGAGAGACCAGGUGCACUAACUAAAUUCUUAUCAGGAUUGAACGUUUCCUGGAACUUGACUUUAUUCCAUUACAGAAACCAUGGCGCUGAUAUUGGGAAAAUUUUGGCUGGUAUCAGUGUGCCUCCACAAGACAACGAAAUCUUCCAAAAGUUCUUGGACGAUCUAGGAUAUAAAUAUCAAGAUGAAACUGACAAUAUGGUUUACCAGAAGUUUUUGAAGUACUAG
Molecule: messenger RNA, 1704 nt
Organism: Kluyveromyces lactis
Lineage: Eukaryota; Fungi; Ascomycota; Saccharomycetes; Saccharomycetales; Saccharomycetaceae
Gene: ILV1
Product: threonine ammonia-lyase ILV1
Exons: 1
Coding region: 1-1704 (567 amino acids)
Biological process (GO): L-threonine catabolic process
Molecular function (GO): threonine deaminase activity; pyridoxal phosphate binding
Source: RefSeq, a predicted model, not a curated record